Suillus fuscotomentosus is the source of this 1996-nucleotide messenger RNA. RefSeq lists its product as uncharacterized. The record is from RefSeq and is a predicted model, not a curated record. NCBI's taxonomy places the organism in Eukaryota, Fungi, Basidiomycota, Agaricomycetes, Boletales, Suillaceae. The transcript is spliced from 6 exons. Bases 1 to 1890 code for a protein of 629 amino acids.
AUGUUGGGAGAAUUUCGCAUGCACGCCGCAGACAAGAAAUACGAGGAGUUCUGGAAAAAAGUCAACAAAUCGUUUUUCGAGAAAUGGCCAGAGCGAAGGGCCCUCUUUGGUGACUUGCCUGCUGACCACAUCCUUACGCCAGAUCAAGUGAAGGAUCUGGCAGACGCUGUGGAAAGUCGUGAACAGCAACUAACUACAUGGUACCGUUGGCGGAAAAACCCUGCUCGCCUGGGCCGCACGAGUGGUGUUAAAGGAGCUUUGAAGUUCGACACUGUGUUAGCUGGUGGUGUGGAACUUAAGGGGACCCGCGCACCGCAAAAAAUAGACAUUUACUCCUACGAAUACUAUGGAGAAAAAGUCAAGGACACUGCAGACGCCGAAAUCAGAGUACAGAAUGUUACUGACCGCGGGCCAAAGCUGAAUAAGCGCCGUGAGGUCACGCGCCGUUUGUACUCUGAAGAAUGCGAGGACGUCAAGAAUAAGGUUGAAAGGCGUUACCAGAAGGCAAAGGCAAAGCAUGCGAAAGCACGUCUACGCCAGAAGUCGGGGAAGAUGCCAAAAAUUAACGACGCAACCAAGAUAAAGGCUAUCCGUGAGCUUGGUCCUAUGCUUGAUCGGAUCCUUAAGUACCUUGCAUACGCCACGGGUGGGUGGAAGUUCACGAUCCUUAUGGGAGGGAAGGAUCCUAGCACUGGAGAGGUGUCUGUGUUCAACUAUCACAUUGGUGAACUUGAGAGUGGGGCACAGUUUGAUCAGACUUACGCCAAUUUUGAUGUGAUGCAGGCUGCGUUUCUAGCCUUCGUCAAAGACGCUCUCGCAUUUGAGUCGACACUGCCUCAAGACUCAGACGCUGAGGAGGCAGAAGAUUCAUCAUCAGACUUGCAUGAUGGUUCAGACGAGGAGUGGGCAACAACGAGUGGCAGUGAGCAUGGUGGUCAUGAUGUGGAAGAAGAGGACUUGGAUGAUCUCCUGCCAAACAGCGCCCAUCGAAUCAACACUGCGGGCAUGUACCGGAUGACUCCUCAGUCUGAGUCAUCCAUCGAAGACGAUUUUGGCGCCGCCAUAGCAUCAACUGAUGCAUCACUUCCAUGUGCGCAAAUCUUAGGUGACGCAUCAUCUGGUUCUCAGCUCCCGAGUGAUUCCCACUUGGCUUCGUUCAACAACCCUCCCAACCUACCUGUGUUUGACCACGAGGUGUUUACUGCUCUCAUCAAUGACCCGGAUUUCAAUAUCAGCAUCUUGGAUGCUCUCCCCGACGCCCCCCCCCUUCAAUCCAACCCAUAUCCUGAAGUCUUUAUCCCUCCAGCUCCUCGCACUGAUGACGCAUCAUCUACACAAUAUCCUGAAGUCUUUAUCCCUCUGGCUCCUCGCGCUGAUGAUACACCAUGCAUCCAAUAUCCCCAAGUCUUUAUCCCUCCGGCUUGCAUCCAAUAUCCCCAAGUCUCUAUCCCUCCGGCUCCUCACGCCCAUGAUACAUCAUCUACUCAAUAUCCCGAAGUCGUUAUCCCUCCGGCUCCUCCCGCUGAUGAUGCAUCAUCUGCCCAAUAUUCGCAAGUCGUUAUCCCUCCGGCUCCUCCCACUGAUGAUGCAUCAUCUGCCCAAUAUUCUCAAGUCGUAAUCCCUCCGGCUCCUUGUGCCGAUGUUGAAAAUAUGGUAACACCCAAUGAAUCUGAUGGUGCCAGCGCGGCACCAACUUCAUCAGUCCAAGCUGGAUCUCAGCGUCAUCAUGGAAGGCGCACACAACAACGUUCACAACUGACCGUGCCCACUUCCUCGGCAGAUGAAAUCCAACCACUCCCAGAUGGGCAUCGCCGAGUGCGCAAACCCUUCAAUGCAAGAGAACGUGACAACGAUAUUGGCGGGCCAAUGAAGUGCGCUCGGCAUACAUAAUCAGUAAAUAGUGUCUUAUCUACAUAUCUUGUUGCGAGCAUCCAUGUCAGUAUUAGUGAUUUAAUUGAAUGUUUCUUGUCGUACAAUGUUCCUGCAUCCAAACACU